AUGUCUGCUCAAGAGGAAGGAGGCCGGAAGCCCCACAAACCCAAGGGCAAGACCCUGAGCAACUUCUUGGGGUUCCUGCCUGGAUUCAGUUCUGCCCGGAACCUGGUGGCCAAUGCUCACAGCUCAGCAAGAGAGGCCCAGCCAGUAGCUGAUCCCACAGGUGCUCCUACCCCCGAGGCCACCCAUCCCCAGGCCCAGGCAGCUACCGACCCGAAGCAGAUGGCCAGGGAGGUGGAGAAGCUGCCGCCGCCUUCAGACAAGAUGAUCUCUGGGGUGAAGGACCAGGUGUGCUCCACGAUGACCAAAACGAAAGAUGCCAUCUCCUCCGGAAUGGCGAACAUGACAGACUCAGCUAAAGGGGCUGUACAGGGGGGCCUGGACACCACAAAGACAGUCAUGACUGGCACCAAAGACACAGUGUCCGCUGGCCUCACUGGGGCAAUGGAUGUAGCCAAGGGUGCCGUCCAGACUGGCUUGGACACUACCAAGACUAUCCUGACUGGCACCAAAGACACAGUGUCCACUGGCCUCACUGGUGCAAUGGGUGUGGCCAAGGGUGCCGUCCAGACCGGUGUGGACACGACCAAGACAGUCCUGACUGGCACCAAAGACACAGUGUCCACUGGCCUAACUGGGGCAAUGGGUGUGGCCAAGAGUGCCGUCCAGACUGGUGUGGACACCUCCAAGACCAUCCUGACUGGCACCAAAAACACAGUGUCUACUGGCCUCACUGGGGCAAUGGAUGUAGCCAAGGGUGCCGUCCAAACUGGCAUGGACACCUCUAAGACCAUCCUGACUGGCACCAAAAACACGGUGUCCACUGGCCUCACUGGGGCAAUGGAUGUCACCAAGAGUGCCGUCCAGACCGGCGUGGACACCACCAAGACAGUUCUCACUGGCACCAAAGACACAGUGUCCACUGGCCUCACAGGGGCAAUAGAUGUAGCCAAGGGUACCGUCCAGACUGGCUUGGAUACCUCCAAGACUAUCCUGACUGGCACCAAAAACACAGUGUCCACUGGCCUCACUGGGGCAAUGGGUGUGGCCAAGGGUGCCGUCCAGACUGGCAUGGACACUACCAAGACGGUUCUCACUGGCACCAAAAACACAGUGUCCACUGGCCUCACUGGGGCAAUGGAUGUAGCCAAGGGUGCCGUCCAAACUGGCAUGGACACCUCCAAGACCAUCCUGACUGGCACCAAAGACACAGUGUCCACUGGCCUCACUGGGGCAAUGGGUGUGGCCAAAGGUGCCGUCCAGACUGGCAUGGACACUACCAAGACGACCAUCCUGACUGGCACCAAAGACACAGUGUCCGCCGGCUUAACCGGAGCAAUGGGAAUGGCCAAGGGUGCCGUCCAAACUGGCAUGGACACCUCCAAGACCAUCCUGACUGGCACCAAAGACACAGUGUCCACUGGCCUCACUGGGGCAAUGGGUGUGGCCAAGGGUGCCGUCCAAACUGGCAUGGACACUACCAAGACGGUCCUCACUGGCACCAAAGACACAGUAUCCACUGGGCUCACUGGCGCAAUGGGUGUGGCCAAGAGUGCCGUCCAGACUGGUGUGGACACCUCUAAAACCAUCCUGACUGGCACCAAAGACACAGUGUCCGCCGGCUUAACCGGAGCAAUGGGAAUGGCCAAGGGUGCCGUCCAAACUGGCAUGGACACUACCAAGACGGUCCUGACUGGCACCAAAAACACAGUGUCCACUGGCCUCACUGGUGCUGUGGGUGUAGCCAAGGGUGCUGUCCAGACUGGCUUGGAUACCUCCAAGACUAUCCUGACUGGCACCAAAAACACAGUGUCCACUGGCCUCACUGGUGCUGUGGUUGUGGCCAAAGGUGCCGUCCAGACUGGCAUGGACACUACCAAGACGGUCCUCACUGGCACCAAAAACACGGUGUCCACUGGCCUCACUGGGGCAAUGGGUGUGGCCAAAGGUGCCGUCCAAACUGGCAUGGACACUACCAAGACGGUCCUCACUGGCACCAAAGACACAGUGUCCACUGGACUCACUGGGGCAAUGGGUGUCGCCAAGAGUGCCGUCCAGACCGGUGUGGACACCUCCAAGACCAUCCUGACUGGCACCAAAGACACAGUGUCCGCCGGCUUAACCGGAGCAAUGGGAAUGGCCAAGGGUGCCGUCCAAACUGGCAUGGACACUACCAAGACGGUCCUGACUGGCACCAAAAACACAGUGUCCACUGGCCUCACUGGUGCUGUGGGUGUGGCCAAAGGUGCCGUCCAGACUGGCAUGGACACUACCAAGACGGUCCUCACUGGCACCAAAGACACAGUGUCCACUGGACUCACUGGGGCAAUGGGUGUGGCCAAGAGUGCCGUCCAGACUGGCAUGGACACUACCAAGACGGUUCUCACUGGCACCAAAAACACAGUGUCCACUGGCCUCACUGGUGCUGUGGGUGUGGCCAAAGGUGCCGUCCAGACUGGUGUGGACACCACCAAGACGGUUCUCACUGGCACCAAAGACACAGUGUCCGUUGGCCUCACAGGGGCAAUGGAUGUAGCCAAGGGUGCUGUCCAGACUGGUGUGGACACCUCUAAGACUAUCCUGACUGGCACCAAAAACACAGUGUCCACUGGACUCACUGCAGCAAUGGAUGUCACCAAGAGUGCCGUCCAGACCGGCGUGGACACCACCAAGACAGUUCUCACUGGCACCAAAGACACAGUGUCCACUGGUCUCACUGGUGCUGUGGGUGUAGCCAAGGGUGCUGUCCAGACUGGCUUGGAUACCUCCAAGACUAUCCUGACUGGCACCAAAAACACAGUGUCCACUGGCCUCACUGGGGCAAUGGAUGUAGCCAAGGGUGCCGUCCAAACUGGCAUGGACACCUCCAAGACCAUCCUGACUGGCACCAAAGACACAGUGUCCACUGGCCUCACUGGUGCUGUGGGUGUGGCCAAAGGUGCCGUCCAAACUGGCAUGGACACUACCAAGACGGUCCUCACUGGCACCAAAGACACAGUGUCCACUGGACUCACUGGGGCAAUGGGUGUCGCCAAGAGUGCCGUCCAGACCGGUGUGGACACCUCCAAGACCAUCCUGACUGGCACCAAAGACACAGUGUCCGCCGGCUUAACCGGAGCAAUGGGAAUGGCCAAGGGUGCCGGCGCUGCCCAGAUUGGUUUGGGUACUGUACAGAAUUGGUUACCGGCUGCUGGGGAAAGCUCCUAUGGUGGACUCACCAAUGACUCGGAGACAGACAAAUUUGGGCAACAAACUGUGCUGCACCCCCUGGAGGCUUCAUCCUGCAUGGUCUCCAGCCUCCCUGACACUCUCUGUGCAGGCCAUGUCCUUGCCACAGAAGCCACUGCAAGUACCCAGAGCCUUGGUUCCACUGUGGUAGCAUUCACUCAAGGAACCUCACUGGAUACGGAGGAUGCGGGGUGCAUGGCCACCAUGCGCAGCCAUGAAGGUGUCACAGGCUUCCUGACACUCCCAGAGGAACUGCGGGAGAUCUUCCACCCCAUGAACGCUGAGGAGCAAGCUCAGUUGGUGGCUUCUGAGCCUGGGCCCAGGGUACCCGCAGCAGACCAGAGCAGUUACUUCGUGCGUCUUGGUGACCUGGCCCACAGCUUUCGCCAGCGGGCUUUCGAGCAUACCCUGAGCCAUUUGCAGCAUGGCCAGUUCCAGGCUAGGGCCACACUGGCCCAGCUUGAGGACUCCAUCAGGCUGAUUGAAAAGGCCAAGGAGGCUCCAGAAGGACAGCCAUGGACGGAUAAAGCCGGUACCCAAGAGGUGUCAGACUUGGGAGCUCUGUCCAGGACCUGUGGACUCAUCCAGCAGCUCCACGUGGCUUACAGCACCCUAGCCUCCAGCCUCCAGGGUCUCCCAGCUGAGCUCCAGCAGCGGGUCAGGCAGGCGAGGCACAGCCUCUGUGAGCUCUAUGGCGUUGUCUCCUCUGCCAGCUCCAUUGCAGAGCUGCCAGCCGAGCGCCUGGCUCAGAGUCGUGAGAGUGUAGGCCAGGCCUGGCAAGGGCUGGAGAAGCUGCUGGAGAGCGUGCAGCACAGCCCCCCACUCAGCUGGCUGGUGGGGCCCUUUGACCUGCACCCUAGUGGGCAGCAGCUAUAGGUCCUUCUCAGACCCUCCCCAGCCCCAACUCCCCGAAGCUCUGGGACUGCCCCAUCCACCUUUCUUCCCAAGCAUGGCUGGCCUAGGAGCCCAGGAUUGCUAAGACCAUUGACAGAGGGCCUGCACUUGAAGAUCCUGAGCAAGCACUCCAGUUACAAAAAAGAAGUGAAAUGUGACUAAGUCUAGAAGAUUCUCCUAGCAGUCCCCACUAGGAGCCCCAUUAUCUUUGCAGGGAUAGGGGUCUUCCACCCCAGUCUGGGCCUUUAGCUACCAGCUUAGCGGGUAGUCCUGCUCCUAUGUACUCAUUUUGAAAGCAUCUAUCCCAGACCUAGCAAACACCUUGCACCACAAUGUAACAGAAUGCCACCACCAUCCGGAGGCAGGGUCCCAACUGCCUUUGCUGAAUGUGGCCUAGAUAAGGGGCUUUGUGAGGACAAAGCCAUCAGCUGACCCAUCCCUUCCCUCUAGCUUUUCAGGGCCUGCCUUGAGGACUGCAUUGCUUAGAGGGACUAUGGGGGGGGCUACAAAUCAAGCCCCUUCCUACCUCUUCUGCUUGCCCACCUGCCUGGUCCUACAGGCCAAUCACAGGAUCGCAGAGCUGAGGUUCUGGUCCCUGGGGCAUCUGGGCCCAGAGGCUGCCUAUGGCGGAAUGAAAGGGUUUCCCCACAAGGGACAGGGCCCCAAGGAGUAUGGGACAAGGUGCUGAAUGAUCCUUCAGGUCUUGGUAAUGUGCUCCAGGCUAGAGACCAGGGCCUUCGAUGGUUGGGAGCAUCCCUGCAAUCCCAGCCAGAGGUCCAAGCCCCCUGCCCCUGCCCCCAGAUGUGAAAACUCAGGAUGUUGGCCUAGGCCUCUCUCCAUCUGGGAGCUGGACAUCAGAACACCAGCGGCCCAAGCCAGGUCCAGCUUCCAUCUUCCCAGAACCUGCACCAUGCCGACAGCACGCCCCAACACUGCACCCUCUUCUCAGAAAUGAUAAGGUGCUCUGAGCUCCAGGAUGAAUGGGCUCACGCUCCCUAAGGGUUACCAAAGGCUGCCAGCAUCUGGGAGGGACUCUGCUUUGGGGUGCUGGCACCCGGCUUAACAAAGGAACCAGUCAGUGAACCUUCCGAGACGUUCUUUCCUCGACCUCCAACACCUAAGUUAUCAGAAGUGAAGACACUGGGAAUACAGCUAUUCACAGAAACCCAGCAAAGUGACUUGACUUCAAGUCCAGCCAAACCAAAUGGGGGGUGGGCAGGACUCAAGAAAUCCCUGCCAUCCCACAGUCUCCCUCUUAGCUAGGAUGGGUGGACUCACCCAGAACAGGGGGACACAAAGGAGGCCACUGUUUAGCCAGAAAUUGCCAAGGGCAGGUGCCUGGCUGGGAGUCUUCCCCUAUCCAGGCGAGAAAAGAGAAGCCCAGAGUGGGAGUGCCACUUGCCCAAUGUCACACAGGGAGGCCUGCCCCCAGUGCUUAUGCUCUCUGAACGUGUAAAAAAAACAACCCACAGGACACUUCCUGGACUGAAUGCCCCGAACUGGCAGUGCCAGGCACAUUGGUUCUUGACUUGGGAGUGGGGGGUGGCGGGGGGGCUUGCAGUGCCACCUGCAGCUUGGGCAAGAGGGAAAACGACUGAGUCAGUGGAGCAGGCAGUGGCUUCUGGGGAAAACAUGGUAGCCACUGUCCCGGACCUGCCCUCCCGGCCUCUUUGUUUCUCCUUUCUGGGCACUGGGCAGCCAAACCCAGGACAGCAAACCACAGCCUCCAUUUGAGCCUCGAAG
Eptesicus fuscus (big brown bat) is the source of this 5862-nucleotide messenger RNA. RefSeq names its product perilipin 4 (gene PLIN4). The transcript is spliced from 10 exons. The record is from RefSeq and is a predicted model, not a curated record. Gene Ontology annotation, cellular component: plasma membrane. Bases 1 to 4101 code for a protein of 1366 amino acids. NCBI's taxonomy places the organism in Eukaryota, Metazoa, Chordata, Mammalia, Chiroptera, Vespertilionidae.